GAUUGCUUGCUAGCGUGUUAUCGAUCCGCGAGUUCUACUAGUUGGAGUGUAGGUGGUGUGAUUUUUUCGAUGCAAAAGCGAAUCUGUUGUUGAGUUGUUACGGAAAUACAGAACAGAUAUAAUAAUGGAAAAGGUCGCCGUCGGGGAUGUGAUGCUGCUGUGUUUGAUCGUGGCUAUUUGCGAUGUUAUAGCCGAAGAUGUGUGCCCGCCAGGACUCAAACACUACCUUGAGCUUGGUUGUAAACCGAUUCAAGAUGAAGGACAGCGCUGCCCAAAUAGAUUUGAAUGCCCGGCGCUAACGGAUCGUGACGGCCAAAAGUGCUAUUUCAAUGGAAACAUUUACGAGCCUGGGAAAUCUCUGACUACGGAAGAUCAAGAAUUAGUUUCCUGUUCUCCUGGCUGUCGAUGUGAUAACUAUUCUUCUCCUGCAUCGUUUACCUGUGCCUAUAUCGAUUGUCCGGAGUUCUUCAGUCAUGAUGAAAAUUGUGUUAAUCAAUACACUCCUCGAGGAUGUUGUGCAUCUGGAAAAGUUUGCGGAGACGCCAUUAAAAAAUUAAGCGAGUGCUACAUGGAUGGUGAAAAAUAUCUGGAGGGCCAAAAAAUAUACCCCAAGGACGAUGGUUGCUACUUCUGUCAUUGCCAGAAAAAUUUUGACAACAGUACAAUCGUGGGAAAUCCAAACUGCUAUGAAAUCAACUGUGGUAUCGAGCUUCGCAACAUUGAUCGAGUAAUGGAGGGUUGUAUCCCGGUGUACUUUGGGACUGAUCGGUGUUGUCCAAUCUCAUGGAGAUGUCCUGAUGACAAGGAUACAAUUAUCGUAGAAGGACGAUUGGACUCAAUUGGCGAAGCUGACUCGAAGAUGCAGUGUAACUUUGGCAAUCUGACGAUGAAUGUUGGCGAUUCGCUUUCUUCCGAUGAUAAGUGUGUGUCGUGCAAAUGCACCGUACCUCCCAUGCCGCAUUGCAUACAGGCUAGAGAUUGUUGAAUGAAUGUUGAAUUUAAUAUAUUUAAUAGGUUAGUAAACAGUACAAGUUGUUCGCCAUAAA
Messenger RNA from Topomyia yanbarensis, 1046 nucleotides. RefSeq names its product kielin/chordin-like protein. The record is from RefSeq and is a predicted model, not a curated record. The coding region runs from base 125 to 985 and encodes 286 amino acids. The transcript is spliced from 5 exons. NCBI's taxonomy places the organism in Eukaryota, Metazoa, Arthropoda, Insecta, Diptera, Culicidae.